AUGUUGGGGAGCCCCGCCAGCGGGCCGGGGUGUCGGGGGUCCCUGGCCGCAGACCUGGAGGAGGCGGAGGAGCAGCACGCCCAGGCCCUGCGCAGCCACCUGCACAACGUCGACCGCCUGCUGCAGCUCCAGCGCUGCCGCCUGGCCUGCCUGGAGGAGGGGUACGGCGCCCAGCUGGAGGCCCUGCAGACGGAGUUUGAGGCUGAGAGGAGAACCAUCCUCGAGCAGCACGAGCGGGAAAGCUGCUACCUGCGGGACGUGGCGCUGGCCAUGGAGCAGAAUUACGCCAAGAAUGACCACGAGGCCACGCUGAAUUUCCAGAGCGCCCGGGAUGACAUCAAAAACAAGAGCCUGCAGGAGAAGCAGUACAGCCGCAUGCAGCUGGGCGGGAAGGCGGAGGUGCUCUGGGAGCAGUUCCAGCGGGCCAUGCAGAGCUACACGGAGGCCACCGAGCACCAGAAGAUCGCUUUUGAGGCGCUGAAGCAGAAGGACGAGAAGAGCUCCAGGGAGAUAGAGACGCAGGCGAAAAAGCUGCAGAAGCUCCAGGACUCAGUCACAGCCACCAAGGGCCGGAUCGCGGCUCACCUCCGGGAGAGCGAGGAGCAGAACCGGCGCGCGCGGGAGGAGAAAGAAAAGGUCCUCAGGCAGCUCCAGGAGCUCAAGAGCGAGAUGAACCAGGCCAGGGCUAAGGCCCACGGCAGCCUGGCCAGGCUCACCGCGCAGAGCGGCGCUGCCCUGAAGGCGCUGGCGCGGGUGGUGGAGAAGGCCCAGCGCGUCCUGCGGCUGGCCGAGAUGUGCCGCAGGCUGGAGACGGAGGAGGAGAAGGUGCUGCCCUUCUACCCUUCCUCGCUGGCGGAGGGGGAGCAGCGAGACGCCCGCCCGCUCGCCUCGGCCGGGCCCCGGUUAAACCCCCCCGGCCCCCGGCUCACCGGGGAUGACUUGGCGCUUGCCCAGCUCCACCUGGAGCGGGUCCCGGCUCAGCGAGGUGUCGAUGAUCCGGCCAUCUUCCAGGCUGCCCUGCGGGGCACGGGCACGGUCACCCCUGGGGACGCGGAGGUGGCUCUGCCCCGGGGCCGAGCCCGG
Messenger RNA from Nipponia nippon (crested ibis), 1083 nucleotides. The record is from RefSeq and is a predicted model, not a curated record. Lineage: Eukaryota; Metazoa; Chordata; Aves; Pelecaniformes; Threskiornithidae.